UCAUCAUCCAAAUAUUUUUGUAUUAAUUUGUUUUAAAUGUUAGAUUUCAUAUUAAUUGCUUUUUCAUAAGAAAAAUGUUGGUUCAUGGGCUUGUGAAAUAAUGUGUAUGAUAUUAUGAAAACGUAAGUGAUUAUAGUGUAAUUGUGUGCACUUGAAGUGUUUGUUUACAUGUACCUACCUAUGGAAAUUUCUAAAGAAUCAGACUUUAUUUAAUUCUUUAGUUUUCAUAAAUUUAUUAAUAAAAUUUAUUUAAGUAUAGGUAAUAUUUUUGAAGUCGGCGUGUCAUUGUCUGUUAAAUUGACUACUCUUCAUUCUCUCUCAUCUGGAACUACUCUUGCGCACUCACUUUGUGAUUUUGUUCGAUUUCUUAAAUUUGGUUGUUUCGUAUUUUUCUAUUUACGUUAAAUUGAACUUACUGUUGCUCCUUGUUGCUUUGCAAACGCUACAAUCUUUAUGUCGAGUUGAGUAUCCUCCUCGGCAUCUAGGAAUCGAAGACCUUGUGAAACUGUGCUGUGAAUUUCUAACUUUUAUUUAUUUUAUUAUUAAUUAAUUAUUUAAAGUGAUCAGUUUUGUGAAUGUGAAUUCAAUAAACUGGAAUCAUGCCCCAGAAGACAUGCUGUGUACCUGGCUGUUCAGUAACGACUUAUGAUGGUGUUACACUGCAUAACUUUCCUGACCCGGAAAAAAAUUCAAAAAAGUUUAACGUCUGGGUUGCAAAUAUUUAUGGCGAUUUAGCUACAUUGGAUGCAACAACAAAUUUUAUUAAGAGACGAGUAUGUCAUAAUCAUUUCGAGGAUGUUCAUAAAUAUCCUAAAAACCGACUCAGUCAAUUGGCAAUGCCAGUACUACAUUUACCAGAACGUGCCAAAACUGAAACAGAUUCAGAGUUUUCUGAACGUGCCAGAACUGAAACCGAUUCAGAGUCUUCUGAAGACGAAAAUUUGAUAAUGAAGUGUUGUGUUCCUGGCUGUAAGGAUCUAACAGAUUCAUCAUCCGCAAGACACUUACAUAGUUUCCCAAACCCUAUAACGGACCGAGAGCGAUACAGAAAAUGGAUGUUGGCAAUAUAUGGUGAAAAUGCUGAUGAUACUGACGAACACAAAGUGCGAAGAAUUUGUACAUCCCAUUUCGAAGCUAAAUACCAUUGUCGCUUUGGAAGAUUAAGCAAUAACGCUAUACCAACUCUAAACCUAUCAGAAUCAGAUAAUGAAUUAAAAUGCUCGGAUGUUGAGUAUCUUGAUGAAGAUUUAGAAGACGAUUUUUAUCUAGCAGACCCAUUAAAAGAAAGUCUUGAUAAAGAACAACCAACAAUCGCUGCUAAACUAGAACAGGAUUUCAAGAUGGCUCUAGACGAAAUUGACUUAUUAUUUUUGAGCUAUGCCAAAACAUUUCGGACGCUUAGCAAGCAAUUCCAAACGAUGUUGAAACUCGACAUGGCGAAACUAUUUACCCGUUACGAAAUAAAGAAUGAUAUGCUGAGUAAAUCUAAGGAAGAAAACCAAGAUACCGUUCCAGUGGAAUUUACGUUUCCUGUUGAGGAAACAUCCAAACCCUCAACGCUGCCGCCUAAAGACCCGAAAACAGUAUUUUUACGACAGGUUCCUUUGAAAACCGUCAUGUCUAGCUUGACGAAUAUUAGGACCUACAGUAAAUCUACCCCUAAAAUUAGAAUUUUGAACGAAACGAAAUUGCAGUCAAAAGAUAUUACAGAAAAAUCAAGUGUUGUUGAAGUUGUACCGACAAAACUUAAACCAAUUUAUAAGAAACCAAAGCUUAAACCCACGUCACCCGAUCCAAUAUCAACACAUGAAUCGAUUAUCACUAUUGAUGUAAAUAAUGAGGAUGAAACAACAAUUAAUGAAAUGCACACUCAAAAUGAAGAUGAUCCUGAACUGAUGAUGGAAGUUACAGAUCCAAUUAAAACUGAGACAGUUUUUGUAUUCUCGGAUGAUAUGGUUAAAAUUGUAGAUAAAACGUGACGUAGUAGCUAACUGUAAAUGGCUUGUAGCAUUUGGACUAUGCUGAAUACAACAUGCGUCCAUGUAUAAUGCUCUGGCGCAGUAAAUUACAUAUUAGUAAUAAUUAUAAUUUUCAUAUUUUUGUUGCUACGGUGAAAAUGGAUUAUAAUAUUAUAUUGCGUGACUCAUAUAUAACGAGCAUAAAUUGGUAUACAUUAAGGCUGAGUUGCACCACUUAAUUUUAAAGGUAACUAUUACGAUAACCUGUUUUUUUUUGUAUGGAGUUUGACAGGCUUUUGAUGUCUGUUAUAUAGUUAAAGUAUAGUAAGAUGUUGCAACCCAGCCUAAGAAUGGAAAAGUCUGCCUAAAUAGUAAUUUAAUUUUUAGCGUUAAGAGUUGCAUCUCAAACUACAUAAUUGGAAAAUUAUAAAUAACUUGAAAAAAUCGAACUGCCUAAGGCGGGAAUUGAACCCACGACCUUUCGCUUGCCGGGCGACUGCUCUUCCAACUGAGCUACUUAGACACUGGAUGAAUCCGUCGAAAUUUUCAAGUGUAAUACUAAUGUAAUAAUAAUAUAAUAAUUUUAAAGUUAUUUAUAAUUUUCAAAUGUGUACCUAAAUAUUUAUCAGCAAUUUUAUGUAUCAGUCUUGGAAUCAAAAUGUGUCCUGACACCCGUAUUCACAAACGAUGCUUGCUUAAGUGAAGCAGCAACGCUAUGCGAAGUCGAACGCACAGCGUUGAAUAGAGCUCUGUGAUUGGUUUAUGUGUGUCACUCCGCCACUAAACUAGUAUUGUCCAUGAAUAAGGUUUUUGGGACCCUGUGCGUCCGCGCACACUGUGAGACUUCAUCGUAAUGUUUGUGAAUACGGGUGUAAGUCGAAAAAAAGUGAGAAUUCGUCACUAGUAUUAAUUUGUAACAAAUCUACAAUAAUCGUUAUAAUAACCCCAGCUGCGUUUGUGAGUUCGAGUCUUACUGGGGCUAAAUUAUAUUAAUGUGAAGUGCAACAAGCAUUUAUUUGUAAAUUGUGUAUGCUUUUUCGUUAUUUACUUGACGCAGUACAGUCAGCGUCAAAUAAAUUCGUGACGCUCCAAAGUGGCCAAACAGUAACAAACUUAUUUCAAUGUAACAAAGAGGUGCGAACUUUAUAGAAAGAAAGAAACAUUAAUUACGAUGAACAUCACUUAGUUAAGGACAGAGAACGUAUACGGAAUAAAAGACAAAUAGCACAUAAAUAUUACAAGGAAAUAAAAAGUGAACUGAGCAGUGCUAUCCCGUCGCAACAGCGAUGCCCAUUGCAAUGGGACUCCACUCAGCAUAAUAAUAUGCUGUGGCCCACAGUGGGAAAGGCCAGUUUUCAGUGUGUUUAUGGUUUUUUGGGUGUCUCGAACUAUUUGAAGCUGACUUUACAAGUUCUGUUCUGUUUUAAUACAAAUUAAAAAAUAAUUAUUGAGCUAAAGUUCCGUUUAACCACUCGUGGUAAGCGAAUGGUGGUGAUUGGUGUGAAAGUUGGUAUAGUCUGGUCUGUAAGCACGUAGAAUUGUCGCGCUCGCACACUCACUGCGGGCGCCCGUUGCACAGUCGCGACAGCAAUAUAAUUACGCGAGAGCGAUAAGGGUGGGUAGCUUGGGGUCAUUGGACAAAAUUCUACGUGCUCACAGACCGGGCUUUAGAAUAUUAAAUAUUACUAAAGCUUCGGCCAAACCAACACGUGCAGCCUGCGUGCGCGAUAGCGAGUAGCGAUCACUGCGCAUGCAAAAGUUGUUCGCACGCAGUCUUCACGCGUUGUUUUGGCCGAACCUUAAGGAUUUAUUUCCUCUUAGACUGACGUCGUCGACCGACGCUGGCGGCGCACUAUGAUCGAAAAUGAGAUUUAUAAAUAUUGUUUUCCAGCCAAACUAUUAACUUUUCGAGGAACAGGUUUAAUAACAUUAUAUUCAUCAGAAUAACGUACUUACUUUUUUUCAUUUUUGAAACCUCAACUUCUGAACGGGCAACUUUAGACGCUGAUCAAGUAAGAUUAUAGUCAACAAACCAUAGAACAAGGCUCAAGUAGUUUUAAAGCAAGAUCUGUCAAGACUUGGUCAAAAUCGACCACUUUAUGUUUCAUUCCAUACAACGAAAAUGGAAAAUAUUUUUUCCAGCCAAACUAUCACUUUAAGAGAAAAACUUUUAAUGACAUUUAUUCAUCAGAAUGACGUAACCUAUCGAUUGGUAAUUUUUGAUAAUAGAAAUUAUAAAAAACAUCGCUAUGUCCAAAAAUCUAAUGUUCGAUCCAUAGUGCGGCGCGCGCACACUAGUUCUAUAAAGCACCGCACUGCAACGCUGUCGACAGCUGCAAUAGACCUAGGCUGAGGCACCACCUUACUUUAACCGUGACUAUAACGAUAACUGAUGUAUUUUGUAUGGAGUUUGACAGGUUUUUGAGGUUUGUUAAAAUCAAAGUAAGUUGGUGCAACCCAGCCCUAGUGUAUAUUCGUACGCACUACCAACAUCGGUCACAGACUUCAGCCUGAGGAAAUUGAGAGAGGAAAUUAUAAAUAUGUUUAUUUUCAUAUGAAUAGAUCUAAGAAUUUAUGUUCAUAAACUUUUUUAAGAAUGAAAGUCUGUUGUAAUGUAUAUAGUUAAAAAUAUUGUUACUAUUGUUAGUAAUAAUAGGAUGUGACACAACUAUUAAACUGAGAUACUUUUUA
This is a messenger RNA of Ostrinia nubilalis (European corn borer), 4649 nucleotides long. RefSeq lists its product as uncharacterized. The record is from RefSeq and is a predicted model, not a curated record. Gene Ontology annotation, molecular function: sequence-specific DNA binding. NCBI's taxonomy places the organism in Eukaryota, Metazoa, Arthropoda, Insecta, Lepidoptera, Crambidae. The coding region runs from base 600 to 1979 and encodes 459 amino acids. The transcript is spliced from 6 exons.